Carassius gibelio (silver crucian carp) is the source of this 2949-nucleotide messenger RNA. Its product is annotated as F-box only protein 21-like. The transcript is spliced from 13 exons. The coding region runs from base 46 to 1971 and encodes 641 amino acids. NCBI's taxonomy places the organism in Eukaryota, Metazoa, Chordata, Actinopteri, Cypriniformes, Cyprinidae. The record is from RefSeq and is a predicted model, not a curated record. Gene Ontology annotation, molecular function: DNA binding; protein binding.
CAACUGGGUGGGGCUUAGAUGAUGUCAUCUGAGUAAACAGAAAAGAUGGCGACGCCAUACACGGGAGAUCCGGUUUUAGGGACAAACGGUGUUAUUUCAGAGAGUUUCGCCAAACAGUUUACCGAUUUACCAGCGGAAUUAUUAGAGCAUAUAUUGUGCUUCCCCGUUCUAAACCAUAUCGACAUCUGCAAUGUUUCCUGCACGUGCAAGAGGCUGCAUGACGUAUGCCAUGGCAGAGGAAAGGUCUGGGCGCAUCAGUACAAACUCAGGUGGCCCAGGCUGCAGAGAUUUUAUCAACAAAAUGAGUCAUACGAUUGGCUGAAAGAAUUCAAAACCCGGCACAUGGUUGGUCAACAGAUAAGAAGAACAGUAGAGUCUAUUUCCAAGAGGUUCUUCACAGAAGUUCUACGGUUGGACAGGUAUAUUUAUAUGGUUCUUGGAGACAGCUUUGCGGAAAUCGAGUCUCUUGGAGCUCCAGAACACUUCUGUGAGGAUGAGCUGCUUGGCAUUUUGAACUCGGACAAAAGGAAAUGUUUGACACUUAAGUACUAUGCAAAGAAAAUCCUCUACUUCCUCCGGCAGCAGAACAUUCUGAGGAAUUUGAGGGGUUUCCUUGAGAGACCACCAGAACAACAAUCAGCCCUUGAAGGUGCUGUUUUGGUCGAUCGGUAUUGCAACCCUCUGGCUGAUAUCACUCUUGAGAGCAUAUCUGCACAGAUAGAAGAACUCACUGACAAGGUGAAGAAGUAUCUGCGAGUAAAAAAUGCCACACACCCAAGUCUACGAGCCAGUCAAGGUGACUGCUUUGUUCUGGAAAACCUGGAGUUUGAAAGGCAAGUCAUAUGUGCUCUGAAUGCUGUGCUGUAUGACCAGCUGCAGUACAAGGGCAAUGAGCGGGACUACUACAAUCCACUCAACUCAUACAUACAUCAGGUUCUGCUCCGUCGGACGGGCAUUCCCAUCAGCCUCUCUGUGCUUUACAUGACUCUGGCCAGGAAGUUAGGAGUUCCUCUGGAGCCUGUCAACUUCCCCAACCAUUUCCUGCUCCGCUGGUGCCAAAAUAAAAGGAGGAGCGAGGACAUCUAUGACUAUGUAUACAUCGACACGUUUGGGAAAGGAAAGCAGCUGGCUGCUAAAGAGUGUGAGAAUCUGAUCCGGCACCAGGUGGGAGCAGAUUAUUACAGCGCUAUAAGCACCAGCGAGCUGCUGCUGCGGAUGGUGGGAAACCUGCUGAACAUCGGCAAAAGAGGGGAAGGGAAUGAGAAAUCAUAUCAGCUCCUGCGGGACUCGCUGGAUCUCUACCUCACUAUCAACCCUGAUAAUGUGCAGUAUCUUCUGCUGCAGGCCCGUCUCUACUUCCACCUGGGCAUCUGGCCUGAGAAAGUGUUGGAUAUUCUGCAGCAUAUCCAGGCUCUGGACCCGUCUCAGCACGGAGCGGUCGGGUAUCUGGUGCAGCACACGCUUGAGCACAUCCAGCAUAAGAGGCAUCCCGUAGAGCCGGAGGUGAAGAGGCGCAGCGUGCCGGAGCACAGGGACGUACUGUACUCUGUAGGCCUCAUCAUGAAACAUAAGAGGUCAGGCUACAACUGCGUUAUCUACGGUUGGGACCCUAAAUGCACCAUGAGUCAGGAGUGGAUUAACACUAUGAGGGUCCAUCAGCUGUCUAAGGGGGCCGAUCAGCCAUUCUACAACGUCUUAGUGCAGGAUGGGACAUGUAGAUAUGCUGCGCAAGAGAAUCUUGAACCUCACUCGGCCCCGCUGGAGAUCGCUCACCCUGAGGUCGGCCGCUACUUCACCGAGUUCUCUGACACACAUUACAUCGCUAAUGAAGAGCUCCAGGCGCAUUACCCAGAGGACAUGUGCAAGACCCACAGGACUGUAGAGGAGCUCUACCACGGUCUCAACCCCAACUCAGGGCAGCCCCCGGAGCCCACCGCCAACUUCCAGGACCAUGAUUUGUUAGAUCCGUAGAGAAGAAUGCCACCCCACUAUAGAUGCGUAAUGCCAUUCACUUUCUCCUGAACUGUUACAGCUGUUAAGGGACUGGAUUUGAAGUUUGAAGAACUACUGUAGUUAAAGGAAUAGUUCUCCCAAAAAAGAAAAUUAGCUGAAAAUUUUCUCAAUUGCCUUCCAAGAUGUAGAUGAGUUUGUUUCUUCAUGAGAACAGAUUUGGAGUAAUGUAGCAUUACAUCUCUUGCUCACUAAUAGAUCCUCUGCAGUGAAUGGGACUGGAGAUUUGUGGAUUACUUGUUGAUGAUUGUGAUUGUUUUUAUCAGCUGUUUGGACUCCCCUUCUGACGGCACCCAUUCACUGCAGAGGAUCCGUUGGUGAUCAAGUGAUGCAAUGCUACAUUUCUCCAAAUCUGUUCCGAUGAAGAAACCAACUGAUCUACAUCUUGGAUGGCCUGAUGAUGAACACAUUUCAAUUUUUGGGUGAACAAUUCUUUUAAGACAACGUCCUGGUCCUAGAUUAGUUUUAGGCGCAACUUUGACCCAGAGCUGAAAAUGAAGUCUAAGUUGAAAGAAACUUGUGUUGUAUUUGAGUGGUUGAGUAUAAAUUAUGUGGUUGAGUUACAGUAUUUGUGCAGAUACAAAAUAUACUCUAGAUAGUAUGUGUAUAGAUUAUGUGAAUUUACACUACAGAGGGUCUGAAUAUCUGUGUAUGCGUUGAUAUUCAGCUUCAUGCCCGUUCCUUAUGCCAUCAGUCAUAUCACAUCUCACUGAACUAAUGCACUAAUGUCACAUUUGUUAAUAUGUUAACUAACAUUCACAAAUAUCUAAAGCUGUCACCUUAAAAUAUUUUGUAAUGUUUAUUUCAAAGUUAUAUAUAAAAAAAAAAGAAAAAAAAACCUAGAGAUCAAGGGCUCAUGAAAUGAUUGGCUCAUAGUGGUUGUAAAUACAAAAGUAUUGAGAAUAUAAGCGAAUGAAUCGCAAUAAAAAAUAAGCUGUA